Carassius carassius (crucian carp) is the source of this 1986-nucleotide messenger RNA. Its product is annotated as C-type lectin domain family 4 member E-like. The record is from RefSeq and is a predicted model, not a curated record. The transcript is spliced from 5 exons. Lineage: Eukaryota; Metazoa; Chordata; Actinopteri; Cypriniformes; Cyprinidae. Bases 841 to 1500 code for a protein of 219 amino acids.
AGUGCAUCUGGACACUUUACCAUGUAUGAAUGUCUUUGCAGCACAGUUUGUGAACAUUAAGGUUCAUUAAACAACAUAUUAGCAUUAGUAAGUCAAGUGAAUAAUUACAGAUUCUCUUUUUAAUUUGUAAUUGUAAUUAACCACAUGUAAAGCCUAUCUCAUUACAGUAAGUCUUUUAAGUCUUUUAUCAUGCUGUUACAUAUAUGUGCACAGUUAAUAAACUAGUUCACAAUAAAUCAUUGCCAAAGGAUUUUGUAGCCUUGUAGCCAAUGCAAACUAUUAAAAAAACAACAACUUAUGAAAAUAAAAGGCAUGUAAACUAUCACAAAAUGUUUGAAAAUAUACCCCACACCACUAAAAACCAGCUGACUGGAAAUUUUGCAGAUGCUGUUAUUUGGUCAGUGUGGUUAAAUGAACCCCACUGAAACGUGUCUUUCUUCAUGAGUAUUUUGUUUCAAGGCUUCAGUUCUCUCUUAUUACUGCGAUAUAACAAUCUCUCUUCAGAAAAAAAUGGCAGAAAAUAUUUAUUUAAACUAUUUAUCAGACACCAAACUGACAUCAGCGGAUAAAGAUGAGAGUAAGUGUGUUUCUUGCCCUUACUAACGGACUUUUAUAGAAUAUUGUCUUAACAUAAUCUUGCCCAAAGAUGCUCACAGCAUUAAAGCAUUUAAAUCAAGUUUUCAGUGUUUAAUGUUUUGAUUUUCCUUACUUUCUCCUGCAAUUAUACUGCAUUUCAGUGCCUCUAAUUUUCCUUUGUCAAUUAUUUGUUACAAAGCCAAAUUAAGGUUCGGACUAAAACUGUUUCAACUGUGCAUUAUCUUUGCACAAUUUAGAAGAAAUAUGAAAUGUAAUUCUGAAUCUUCUAUAUAUUAUUACAUACAUAUUAAAUAUAUUGCAUGUGUAAUAGUGCUUAUAUUUGUUAAUGCAGGGCACUGUUGUGAACCAAUGCUGAGGAAAUUCUCUGUUCUCCUCUUCCUGUCUCUGUUAGUGAAUGCAGUGUUGGCAUACCUGUGCUUGCCUUUAGAUUCUCAACCAAUAAAGAAAAUACAUUCCAUGAUUAUUAAAAACCACAGUCUACCAAACUACUGUUCAGAUUUACAAGAGAAGUGGAUCAGAACACAGGGCAGAUUCUAUGUUUUCUCCACUGAUGUCAUGGACUGGAACAGCAGCAGACAGCGCUGUCAGGAUCUGGGAGGAGACCUGGUCAUCAUCAACAAUGAAGACAAACAGGAAUUUCUGUCUAAAAGAGUAAAUGGUGUCAGUGACUAUCACUGGAUUGGCCUGACCGACAGCCAGACGGAGGGCAUGUGGCUUUGGGUGGACAACAACCCCUUAAACACCAGCCUCUUAUGGGAGUCUCCCCCAGAUGACUGGAAGAGUGAAAAUCAUUUGCAUGGUGAAGACUGUGUUAUCUUAAAGGGCGAAAAAUGGGGGGAUGUCUCUUGUUUGAGGAAAGAGAAGAGGAUCUGUGAGAUUCCAUGCUCAGUGACACAGAUCUAAAAUAAGAAGUUAGAUCACUUUUAUUGAUUGUAUUUAGACUGUAUUGAUUUUUCUUUAAACUUUAAACCUGUUGUGAUUUCCAUCGAAUGAGUUGUAAUCAUGUAUCAUGCAUGUUAUAUUUGUAAAUGAAGUUAUAAAUGUACACCUUGUGUACUGUAUACAAGAUUGUUGCAUUCCAUUCUAUUUUAUAUACUAUUUUUUUCUUAAUUCUAUUCCAAACAUGUUUUCUUAAAAAGCCAAAAUGAUUUAAAUAUUUCCCUGUCAUUUGCAUGCAACAUGCCAGAAUUAAGAAUUCAUACAAUAAGCUUCAGACAAUAGCAAUGCUGACAUUCUCUGAGGAAGGCUGGAGGCCAAAGGUUUUUAUUUAUUUAUUUAUACAAUUUUAAAGCUUCAGAUAAUAGGAAUCAGAAAUGCUAAUACUCUGAUGAGGGCUGGAGGCCAAAGGUUUUUGUUUAUUUAUAUACUUAUUUUUAUUUUAACAAUUUU